Podarcis lilfordi (Lilford's wall lizard) is the source of this 36378-nucleotide messenger RNA. NCBI's taxonomy places the organism in Eukaryota, Metazoa, Chordata, Lepidosauria, Squamata, Lacertidae. The record is from the annotation of a GenBank genome assembly.
UUUCGAUUUCGCCGCCUCGCUGGCGUGCGCGUGCGCGCACCCACACGCCCUCCUCCGUUACCUGGGCUCAUUUGCCCCAGAACGCAUGCGUGCCCAAGGCGCGCAUGCGUAAAAGAAGGGGGAGAUGGGGGAACCACUUAAAAAUAACGAACUUUUUAAAAGGACGACCGAGCGGGGGCGGGAAAAGCAGUUUUCGCUUCUCUGGGCCACACCGACGAGGGGGGAGUGGGGGGGGGACAGACUCCUGAAAACCGGCCGGGCUAGACAGUCAGGUAGCCACCCUGAAAGGUGAGUUCACUUCUUGGAGCCAAACGCCUCACAAGACACACCUGUUGCAUCUCCUCACACAUUGGCGGUGGGCGGGGAGGGAUGCAGGCAGAGGUGGCCACGGCUGUGUUGCGGAUAAAAUAAACACUGGGCGAAUGCAAAGUGCAAGGAGGCUUUUUUUUAAAGGUGGACUUCAGUCCUCGGAAAGCCUCGGAAAUAUAUUCACCUGUAACCACGUAGCCCAACAUAUUCGGUGCUUGGCUUACAGUCGCCCAUGUGUGUUAUCCGAAGGUUGGGUGGCUUAUUAGCCUUGGCGGCCUUUUCCUGCCCCUGUCUGUUUCCAGCAGUUGUUCAGCAAGGGGAAGUUUUGGGCUCGCAUCAAGCGGGAAAUUGUUAGGUUUCCCUGCCCGUUUCCCAUCUGCUAAAGGCCUGGCACCCAAACAGAAGAGAGUCGCCCAGGUGGGAGAGGUUCAGGUACUUAACACACGAUGAGUUUGUUCUUCAAAAACUCACUGACACAUCCUUAAUCCUUAAAACUAAACAGGAAUAAGCAUAAAUAGGUGCAAAAACUAUUUAUUCCUUGAUCAGUAUGCUUUAAUCUGUUAUAAGGAUGUGAUGUUAACUUGUCUUUUAGAAAGAGAGGAGGGAUUAUUUUAUUUCUUUCAGAAAAUGUGUAUACCGCUUGAUUGUAAAAACAACAACCCUCAAAGUGCUUUACAAAUGAUAAAACCUUAAAAUUGAGGGGAGGGGAAACAACUCUACUUUAAAACAGACAAAAGUUAAAAUACUAAAACAGAUUACAAUUACCUCAACUUUCUAAGCAUAGUGAUUCUUCAUGAUCUUAGACCUAUUCCAUUUUUCUCCCUUGGUGUUUCCCUAAUAUGUUCUCAAAUGAAAUAUCUUUACAUUGAAAUUUUGUAGCCAGGUCAAACCUUUUUUGCUUGUGGUCUGAGGCCUUUGCAAAAAUUCAAACAAAGAUAUAUAAUAAGUCAUAUUUAUAAAUAAAAACGUAUUAUGCUAUGUAUUAUGCUAUGCAUGUUAAACACACUCAGUAUAAACCAGAAUCAAGGGUAAAAAGGAAUAAAAUAAAGGAUAAUAAAACCAUCACACCAGGGCAUCAUCAUUACUGUUUAUACCUAUCUCUGAAAUCUCUCCUACACUAAUACUUGUGAAGCAGCCAGUGCAAAAAGGGUCAUGAGAGAUGAGUUAACCUGGCUUCCAAGUGAGAAGUUAGGUUGGGAAGCUGUAUCAGUGGCAAGGGCAUGAAUGCAACUCCUUGGGUGCAUAUCCAGUAUGAUUGGUGGUUAUUUUAUGUUUUAAUUGUAUUCAUGGUGUGUUUGUUGUAUAUUUCUUUGGUAUUAAUAUGCUUCUCACUGCUUUAUGUUCCUUUGACCCAAAAAGCAGAAUAUAAAUGAACGACAGCAUUACAUCAGAAGUUCUGAAGAAAUACUGUGGGGUUUUUCCAGGAAGUAAGGUGGAAAACUCUAGAAUCUGAAUUGAGAACUGCAGCCAUUUUGUUGAGGCAUAAAACAGAGAAAGGGAGAAAAAAUGCCAGUUCUGAAGCCUGUAGUAAAAAUGAAAGUGGACGAACUCUUUUUGCGCUGGUUGAGUGAUGCCUCAACUCAGGUGAUGCUCAAGGACUGCUUAAGAAGUAUAACUAACAAGGAGAAGAUUGAAAUCGGUAGUGGUGAUGCUGGGAACAAUGAACAUAUUCUUGGCCAUAUAAAUUGUGUCUCGAAGCAAAGCAUGCUGGGGAAUUUGAUGUCUACUUUGACUCCUACAAGCCCUCCUCAUCUAUCUACUGCUCUCCCACUGGGGACGCCAACAAGCCCAAGGAGCUUUUCUAAUAUUCGAGGUAAACGCAGAUCUUCAAGCACCAAAAGUGUAAGUGGUUUUUGCUAUUUCGGCAGGUAAGCCCAUUUAAGAUAAGCUAUGAAUGUUUGCUUUAUAGUACUCACCAAUUUUUGUCAUUUUGGACACAAAUAAGGGCUGUAAAGGUUGGUUUCAUCUGCUGUGAGCUACACAUGGUUUACUAGUGCAAUGAACAUUUAACCCCAAAUCAAUAAUAAAAUGGCCUUGUAGGUAUCAUAGAGUGCAAGAAUCUUCUUUGUUUUUGAAAAAAAUAUCAGCCUUUUAAAAUAAAAUCUAGAGGUGACUUGAGCAUGUUGGUCUGUAGGAAAUUCCAUACAGCUGUUUUUCCCCAUUAUAAACUGGAAAUGAGGGCUCAUCCAGAUUUUCACUUGUCCUGCUGCAUUCCCCUGGGGAAACCUGAUCUUUACCAAUGAAUUGAACCAAAGGUCAGUUGGGUUUUUUUGCAGAUUGAUGUGUGCUCCAAUUCAGCUCUAUAAAGAGCACAUUUUCCCUGGGAAAGCAGUGUAGCAAACUGAAAAGAGCUGCUCAGGCCCGUACUUUCUAGGCAUGGGGAAAGCAGAAAUCAUAAAAGUAUCUUAUGGGGGAAAAUAGUGACUAUUAUGUGUGUUUGGUGUUACUACAAUUGGUUUUGUAACAAACAGUAGAAGUGACUUUUAAGUGCUCAACCCUAUAACUUGUAAACAUUUAGGUAAUGAGGUUGUGGGGUAUCGGCAGUUGUUCCAGCAUAUCGCUAGCAGACAUGGAAAUGCUUAUGAUGAAUCACUAAUAUGAAAUAAGUUUCAUUGCUGAUGGCAGUAGCACUGAGUUGCUUCCAACUGAACCUUACUCAGACUAGGUUAAUUUCAAUGGGUCUAACUGUCAUGUUUAUUAACACCAAUGUGUCUGCUCUUGAGCAGAGCUAGCGUUGACUUCCACCUAUUGUAUUGGCUGUCUCUCAGGCCUUGUCUUCUGUCUUCCUUUAUUGUUAUGUUGAACUUCAGUUUUUUACACUCUAGCAGAGCAAAGAACCUAACAGCUGUGGCAGUAUUCAGAAUGCCAUGCAGCUGAUACCAUUUCCUCAGUUCCUUCAGAUAUGAGCUAUUUAUAGCCUGUGAAUUUAUUUAUUUAUUGUAGUUGUCAGCACUUGCUCCCUUGUAUGGCACCUUGCAUCAGCUGUUAAUGGUCUCUGUCUAGUGAAUAGCAUACCAGGCAUCACUGAUGGUACAGAACCACAAGCAUGGCCUCAUUAGUGACUUUGUUUGUAAUGAACGUUCUUUGCUUGUUAGGGCUUCCUCCAUUCAUGAAGGACUUCAAAUAGUGCGGAAUGCUGUAAAUGAAAACCAGAAUUAGAGCUUAUUCUAUUACUAUGUCUACUGCUUCUAACUGUAGUAUUCACAUAUUAAGAAUGAUACACUGUGAAAUAUCCCGAAACACUCUUUGAAAUAUGAAGUGCCUUGAUUUCAUGGACUGUAGUUUUGAUAUUUAUCUUGUAAAAGAUCAGUAUGAUGAUGAUUUUAUGUAGAGCAUUUGUACCCCAAUCUUCAACUAAAAGGGUUCCCAGGAUGGCUUACAUGCAGUCAAUAAAAACAAGGCUGUUCCUGCCUUAAGGUUUACAAUAUAUAAUAUAAAAAAGCAACACACAAGGGGGAAGGGACAGGAAAGGAAGAAGAAAAAUCAAACUCAAGUAAAGGUAAACGGACCCCUGACCAUUAGGUCCAGUCGUGGCCGACUCUGGGGUUGCGGUGCUCAUCUCGCUUUAUUGGCCGAGGGAGCCUUCGGGUCAUGUGGCCAGCAUGACUAAGACGCUUCUGGCGAACCAGAGCAGCACAUGGAAAUGCCGUUUACCUUCCCGCCGGAGCGGUACCUAUUUAUCUACUUGCACUUUGACGUGCUUUUGAACUGCUAGGUUGGCAGGAGCAGGGACCGAGCAAUGGGAGCUCACCCUGUCGCGGGGAUUCGAACCACCGACCUUCAGAUCGGCAAGUCCUAGGCUCUGUGGUUUAACCCACAGCACCACCCACGUCCCUCAAACUCAAGUACUAGUUCUUAAACAGUUGUUUUUAUAUUUAGCAACUGACCAGUACUCUAUGUUAUAAGCUGACAACCAGUUUCAUAAUGCCACUUUACUUUCUAGGGCAUGGGUGGGGAAACUGUGACGCUCCAGGGUGGCUGCAAGAGUACUUUGACAUAGAACCCGCAGUUCGCACACUGUCUUGUUGCGUGGGGGCAGGGAGCAAGGCCAAUAUUUGAUCAAAGUUUUUUUAAAAAAAAAUUCUAACCCACCUCUUAAGGUCCUGAGGAGAAACAGUAAUUUGGAAAAAUAUAAUCAUAUCUAGCCCCAGCCAAUAGAAAACUACUUAAUUUUUCUCUCUCUCUUCCAAUGAGCUUGUCCCGGAAACAAUCAAUACCAAAAAUGUGUCUCCAUUUUCUCCUUCAGUUUAUAUGCUGAUGGUUUGAAUGGUAGCAACAGUCCUGAUAGCACCUUGUCUAGUUCUGGUAUUGCAGAUGUCUUGACAAAGUGCUAGGGUGCUGCUGGGCUAGUGGGGGCUGCUAUGAAGCUGCAAAUGGUGCAAAUUAGUGUGAUAGUACAGUUUGUGAGCAUUCAAAAUGUAAUCUCUUGGGAGUAAAACCUGCUGAUUAGUUACAGUAUUCUUGUAAGCAUUGAGGGGCUUAUGGGAGGAAAAUGCAAAGGGGGAAAAUACACAAUUGGAGCAUGUUUGUGUAAGUAUAGAAUGGAUAUAAGCAUAUUUCCCAUAUGCAGUAUUUAUAAGCACUACAUGUAAGUCCCUAUUCCAGCUAUUUCCAUGUAAUCAUACAUUCACUUAAGAUAUUUAAAAAGGCUCUUGGAGCAACUUACAAACAUCAGUACUAAAACAGUCUCCACUGACAAAAUUACAACCUAAACAAGACAUAACACACAAGGAGUGGAUACAGUUGCACUGCUUAUAACAGUUAUAUAGCUCUGUCUAUGCAGUUUUGGCUGUUUAGAAAGGAAGCAGCUCCUUGCUAACGUCAGUUGCAGUUCUGACAUUGCACAAAGCUUCUAAUUGUUGUGUAUAUAUCUCUUAUUUGGCUUGUAUUUCCUUAACCUUUUUGUCACUUUGAUAAUUCCCAGUUGUUCUCAUAACUCUCUAAUUAGAUAUGUUGGGUUUAUGGUUCAUCUUCCAUGCUUUUGUAUUAAAAAAAAACUAGCUAAUUUCAACCCCAGCAAGAUCUGCACGCGCGCGCACACACACACACACCCUGCAAUGUUUAGGCUUGGAAUAAACCUUCCAUUGGAGACAACGCUUUUCCCCCAAGCCCAAUUGCAAUGAGAGAGGGAAUGAUUAAUUGUUACCUCCCUACUUGGGACCCUCAAAGUUGUCCCUUCCCUGUUACAAUUAGGCUUGAAAGAAGCCUUUUUUAAAAAGCCAGUGGAUGGGCUUUUUCAAGCCUAAUAUCAAUGGAGGAAGGAUGGGUGUGUGGGGGACCCUGCAGGUGCCAAAGAAGACCUCUGCAGACACACAUGUGUCAAUGGGUACCAUACUGACGACUUGCCCUGUGCCAUAUCCAGUUGAGAAGAGUGACAGGAAGCAUUUGAGUUAAACCUUGAAGGAGAGUGUUAGAUUGGGAGCACUGUUCUGGCCAUGCUCUUCAAACUAAGGAUGGUGGAUACUGAGCCAUAAAUAAGUUUGCGUUUAAUUAAAAAAUUUCAUCCCAGUGGCAAUGGGAAUACAUACCUUUCUUAUGAAAUAUAGCUUAUGUGAACAGUUGUCUUCAAGGGCAAGCAUCAGAUUCCUCCUGCUAAUCAUCUUGCUAAAAAUAGAUUUUCUAUUCUUAAAGAUACAUGUUUGCUAUUCCUGUUCAUCAUACUAAAGAGAUCCCAGUGUAAGCAAGAAAAACUGUUGUAUAUCCACAAUGAGGGCGACAAAGCACAAGUGGUAAGCCAAGACAAACUUUGGUUAUAGCUCAUGGUUUGUUCAGAGCAAUACAAACCUUGAGUCUGGUUUCAGAUGUAAACUGGCUUAGCUCCCAAUAGCAAGGCAGGAGUGAAGCAGCCACAAUUUUCUUGUUGUGCUCCAGCACACUUGAUUAUUCAUGCUACACUAUAGUUUGCCAUAGCAUUACAAUCAGGCCAGGCCAUAGUAUUGCAAAUGUUUAGGAUUGUGGUUUGUUUUUAUCAACUUCUAGAAAUUAGGAAAAUUACAUUUUCUAGAUGCUGGUUGAAUCCAAAAGGUUCUUUGGACAAUCAGGGUGAGGGUGGGUGUGUCGACAAUUCUGCUGAUUUUCCACCCAGCUCUUGCCAUUCUGGAGGGGCCCCAAGCAGAUUUAUAAAGGAGGACAUAAGGGCUACAUCAGGAAGAAGGAAUAAAGUCCCAUUGUAUUAGCAGAACAUUGCCUAUGGUUCUUAAGUGCUAAGACAUAAUUUGUUUUUUUCAUAAUGUAUAAACCAUUGUACUUCCAGAGAAUACUCCAAGCAGUGUACAGAAAUAGAAUUUAAAACACAAUACUUUUCAUAGAAUUGUUGAAACAUAAAAACCAAGACAUUUUUUUAGAAGGCUUGAGAGAAAAGAAAGGUUUUCAACAAACAUAUACCAUGUACUUCAACUUACCAAACUAGCAUCUUCUAUUCAUUACUCUAUUUCAUAUAGAGUCCUUUACAUAUUUCAUUGAGACAAAGGAAAGCUGUGCUUGAGCUUCUAAAAUGCAGGAGUCCUGCUAGGGGAACGGAUAUUAUUAUUAUUAUUAUUAUUAUUAUUAUUAUUAUUUCUUACUUGAUUAAUGUACAACCACUUGUUUUGUGGGGCAGGGGGAUAAUAUUGCUAUGACUGCACUUCUGGUUGUGUGCAAUUGGUUGGCCCUGUUCUAAAUAGUGUCUACAUAGUAUGUUGGGCAUUCUCUGCUCAUGUUCUGCAAUUCUGGUGCACUCAGCUUUUAAAGCUGCACAGAAGUAUUAUGUGUGGCUUUUAAAAAGCUGACUUUGCAUUCCAGGCUUCCAUUCCCUAAACUGCAGUAACUCCAUGGAAGCAGCAGAACAGAACGUACAGGAAAUGGUUCUGACGCUAUAAUUAAAGUGAGGCUCUUAAGGCCAAAACUGCAAGUUUUCCAGGGCAAUCCUAUACAUGUCUAUUCAGAAGUGUUACUUAUAUUAAGGUGGUACCUGUGCAAUUUAUCAUAAUAUAGUUCCCCCCCAAAAAAGCUUUAUAUUCAGUAAAUACAUUUUUGAAAGGAUUAGUUUAAAAACAUGAUAGAUUAUUUAUGAUGAAUUCCCUUGAUAUGUCUAUGUCUUGAUUUAUGUCUAUGCUUAAAAGCAGGCAUUGAGGAAACUAUGCAGUGUUAGAAACUGAGAUAUGAAAGCUAGGAGCUACCCGGUAUGUGGCACCUUAAGCCUAGGUUAUGGGCGCAACAAUGCAAUGUCUAGGCACUAAAGCUGAAAUGAAUGAACUGCAGCUCUUAACUUCAGCCACUUUUGUCCGUUGAUUUGUCUUGCCAAUGCUUGCAUUUCUUAGUUUUUUCUUUUUUCUGGUAAAGUUUUUCUGAGUUCUUUCUGUGCCUCCAGAUAGGAUAUUCUUUGGUCUUUCAUAGAUUUACUGGUAAUUCCUUUCCUUGGGAUGCCGACAGAGAGUAUAGAACCCAGAUGAAUUUUCAUCCACACUGAGUUCUUCUGUGAAUAUUUCCCUCCCAUUUCUUGGCUGUUUUGUGUUAGAUAUCUGUUGGAAGGAAUCCGGAAUUAUCUGCCUACCUGUGUGAUUAUCAUAUAAUUUUGAGCAUAAUGCCAUUUCCUUCAGUGUGAAAGUUGACCUUAAAGGGACCUCUUUUUAAGGUGUCCCUCCCUCCCUCCCUCCCUUGCCAGAGAUGCUUCCUGUGGGUGUAAUAGUGAGGAGACAUUGUUAGGGUUCACUGAGGAGCGUUUCAGGCCGAAUCCCUGGGUCUGGCUCUUUAAUGAUAUUUUGCAAUUAUAAUUUAUAUACACAGACUGAUGUGCAGGCUUGCUACAAAAUGUUGCCUGGCUUUAUUUAUUUCAAUACAUUUGGAUCCCACCUUUUAUCCAGGGAGCUUAAGGUGGCAUACAUGGUUCUCUCCCUCUCCCUAUUUCAUCCUCACAACAACCCUGUGAGGUAAGUUAGGCUGAGAGGCAGUGACUGGCCCAAGGUCACCCAGGGAGCUUCAUGGCAGUGUUAGAAACUGAGAUAUGAAAGCUAGGAGCUAAAUGGCACCUUAAACCUAGGUUAUGGGCACAACAAUGGAGUGUCUAGGUGCACUUUUUUAAUAACAAUACAAAGCUAAAAAUGAAUGAACUGCAAAUAAAAUAUUUUUUAUUCAUUUUUCAUAUGGUCCAAUCCUUCCCCUGCCCACCCCCCUAAUAUUCUUAAAAGGGUCUCUUCUCUAGUCUUCAUGGAGUAGCUCGAAGUGGGGAGGCAGAAAAAGUUCUUCCUUUCCUUCCACUCUGCAGUUUUAAUCUGAAAUCUUAGAUGCAGUACUGCGCCCAGAGCUCAGAAACUGCUAGCACUAAUUAAAUUCCCUGUUGCAAAAUGUGCAUAGCACAAUGGGAGUUUUGAACACUGGUUCAAAAUGUCACAAUUGAAAAGGACCUUUCUCUUGUCUUCACCAGCAGACAUCUGUCAGCAGAAAGAUGGCAAGAAGGGUCUAGAAGUUGAGUGAGAUUUUUAAACAGGCAAAUAUGCUUCCUUCUGGAAGCAAAUUCCAAUACAACAUGUUUUCAAAAUCCUCAAUAUCGGGUUAUCUGUGUGAAAAAUAUUGGUGCCUAAAACUGACCACUCAAACCAAUUGUGUGUGGGAAAAGAAGUAGUUGAUUCAGCUCCCUUUCUGGGCCUGAUGAGAUGCUAUGUAUUCUACCAGCCUCUCCCCCUGUCAAGGAGAAACUAGAAGCAGGCAUCAGGAUCACAGACUCUUUUCUAUGCCCUCACUGCAGGGAGACACAAACCUCCAAAUUGUGGUUACAGUAUUUAGUUGCAGGCUCUUUCUCAACAUUAGGUUUUCUCCUCUAGGUUUUAAAACCCUUGACACUCUCUUUGCUAUGAUGGAUCUGUUUAGACGACAAAGAUAACACAACAUGCAUCACCCAGGGAGGGUUUCCUUUCCCUUCCUAAACAGGGAGCUAGCUGGCCUUUGAUAGACUUGUCUUUUCCUGCCUAUUGCACUGCCAUUAUAUGGAAAUGAUCAAGCAAGAUAAUCCCACAGUUAUAUUAGUUUGCUGGAGAAUGAGAGUGACAUAGUUUUUCUUGAAGUUUUUUUGAUUUUUUUAGAAGAAUUAGCAGCUGCUUUCCAGUUACUUCAAUAACUCAUAUUCUGCUCAGCAGGAUAUAAUUGAACAGGCUGUACCUUCGACAACUUUUCAAUGAACAUAAGGAAAGCCUUAAAGUUUGUUUUGUGUGUUAAAUUCUUGCUUUUACAAGCUACUCUUUUGGAUUAAGUGAAAUCUCACUGUCUGCUAAAGCAAUACAGUCACCCUGCAACUUAGAAGCAUUUAAGUUGUGCACAUUCAGCUUUACAUGCUUGACAAUUAUUUUUUUUAAUUUUUAAUUAGAAAGAGGGCAUGUGUCAGGGGCAAAAAGACUUUGGCAGCCCCAUUGAAUCCAAUGUAUUUUGACUACACACACUUGCAGCUUUAGGCACGAUCUCCAGAAUGUAACCCCCAUGUAAGUUGCAGGCUUACUGUAUAGGGAUUGGAACCAGAUCCAUUCUGGUAGUAUUUUACUCUUAAGUCACAAAUCUCAGCUAUGCUUGUGUAUAUGCUUGCCAAUUUGCUCCCCUUUCAGAAAGCUAAACUGUUCUUCCUGGCAGGGCUAUCCCCAUUAGCCAACCGCCUAGGAUGCCAGCAUUUCAAAGUUGUCUCUCCCAGUUAUGCUGUUGGAGAGAGAGCCACUGCCUGUACUUUUGGCUGAGGUGAAGGCACACAGACUCAUCUCCUUGGCUGGGUAAUAUCCCUUGCAUUCCAGGGGACACGAUAGUGAUCCUUCUGAUCUUGAUCAGCUGUCCAAGACAUAGACACAGUUGUAAAGGAGAGGAAGUAAACAAGCAGCAGACAGUAAAAAUGAAUAUGAGAAAGUACUGAAUGGAAUCUUCACAGUGUUCAAUUGGGGCAGCCCUGCUCCCCACAUUCAAUUCUUCCCUCUAAUGCAAGGCUUCCAACUGGAAACAAACAUUGGUUCCUCUUUUCUCCCUUUGCCUUCUCCUUUGCCUUCAAACGUUGCCCUUCAGAAAUCCAGCCGCUGCAUGUCUCAGAUAUCCCUCCCACCCAUGCCUCUCAAACUAUUUUCACUUGCCUCCUGUGAUUUCUUCUCCAGAUCUCCUUUCCCACCUAAUUUCUAACUUCCUGGCCUACCUGGAUGGUAAAUGCUUCAAGUCUUUUAUACUGAGCCCUUUGCUUUGAGAAUCUUGCCUAGUAACAGCAACGUUCUAAACUUCCAGAGACUAACAUUGGCCAGAAUAAUGCCUUUUAAAUAAAAACUACACCAAGCAUACUGGACAUUUUCUUUGACCUAACAACAAACCAUUUCCCCUAAGAGAUAGUAUGUACAAAAAGAAAAAUAUUUCCAGAAAACCAGCAAAGUGUAUGCAAGAAAAGGCACAGCACCUUUCAACAUGCUAGUGACUUUCAUCAACUGCUCAACCCAUUCAAAAUAAUUCAUUUCAUACCCUGUCUAACCAAAAUUGGCAUGAACCAUCCUCAAACAUCUCUCUCUUACACUGUAAAGUUUCAAAUCAGUCCAUUGAACCAUUUUCUAACUAGAAGCCAUAGAAGCUAUUCCCUCCCUGAUUUCUCAUUAUAUUAAUGGAAUGUGAUUCAGCUGACUCACUCUUAACAUCAGGCCAUCACUGAUCUUACAUAAGAACAGUGCUGCUGCAUCAGGCCAGGCCUAUUUAUUUCACCUUUCUGUUCUCAUAGCGGCUAGACAAGUGUCAGUUGAAAGGUUACAAACCCAUGAUCAGAAUAGUUCUCUCCUGCUUGUGAACCUCAGCAACAAUCAUUAUCUACCAUAAAUUUAUAUAAUCCUCUAAAACCAUUCAAGUUUGUAGCCAUUGGUACAUAUUGUGGAAGGGAAUUCCAUAGUUCAAAAUGUACCUAUGAAGAAUUGCUUCUAGUCCUGAGUCUCCUCUAUUAUUUAGCUUCAUAGGUUGCCCCUAGUUCUAACAUAAUGAGAGGGGGAGAAAAAUGCCUCAACAGGAGUGGACACCACUAAUUAGCACAGCAUCUUAGGUUCAAUUCUUGGUUUCUCCAGGUAGGGCUGGAAAAGACUCCUGUCUGAAACCCAGAAGAGCCAGUCAUUGUAGAUACAGUGGUACCCCGGGUUACAGAUGCUUCAGGUUAUAGAGUCUGCUAACCCAGAAAUAGUACCUUGGGUUAAGAACUUUGCUUCAGAAUGAGAAUAAAAAUCGCACGGCAGCGGCAGGCCCCAUUAGCUAAAGUGGUACCUCAGAUUAAGAAUAGUUUCAGGUUAAGAAUGUACCUCCAGAACGAAUUAAGUUCUGAACCCGAGGUACCACUGUAUUACUGAUUUAGUUGCACCAAUGGUCUGACUCAGUAUGAGGCAGCUUCCUAACUUCUCCAAACCAUACAUAAUUGUAUACACCUGUAUCAUAUUCUCCCCCCACUCUUACUUGCCUUUUAAACACACAUACACACACUUGUCACAAACUUUCUAGGAAGAAUUCAGAAACAUUUGAUUUACUUGGUACUUUAUUCCAAUUUAUAUAGCAUGGUACCCAACUAAGUGAGCAACAGAACUUCCCCUUCCUCUCCUCUGCCCCAUGACCUCUCCAGAUCUGCACUGUAGGGUUGCAGAACCCUCAAAACAAAUACACAAGGAUGGGAGAGGUAGGAGAGGUCCCAUUACGUGGCCAGUAAUCAUUGCAUCCCACUAUUUUGUUGGAUGGCAUCCAUAAUAUUUCCAUUUUUGUGGCUGUAUAUGAUAUAGCCAUUAUGUGGUAAAUGAAGACGCACACACACAAAUUCAAAUCCAAUGUGUAUAAAUUACAUAUCAAGAUUUAGGGUAACCAGGGUACAAGAAAUAUAUUCAUUCAAAUGUGUCAGAAAAAUAAUAAAGGAUAAAGGGUAAUUGAUUGCCAAAUAAUAACCAUUAUUUAUUGUCAUGUCAAUGUUCCCUCUUAAAAAACAUCCCCCCCCCCCCCAAAAAAAAAAGAGUUAAGCUUUUUAUUUUUAUUUUUUGCUUUGGCAUUGCUAUAGCUGCUUAUUUUUAAACAAGCACGUAGAUCCACAGUUUAUCUUAAGGUGGCUUUCAUUUCUGACAUACAAAACACUCAAAGGGCUUUACAAGUUUGGAAGCGCCUGCAAGCCUUAAUCCUUCAAUAGCCUACUUUGAGACUUGAGCAGUUGUGACUUGCGACAAAAGGAAGGGGAAGAGAGGAAGCUACAAAACCGCUACGUCUGGUAUUUUCAUGUUCCUCCCUGGUUGGUUUCACUAAAUUGGAAGUUACUUUUAUUGAUGGUUUUGAAGUGCCACUUUUAUAACAGGCUUGUGUCUUUUUCCAUACUCUACCAUACCAUUAAGACUUUGGAAUGCUUGGAGUAAGGGGCAGGCUCCCAAAGUGACUUUCCAAUCUGUGUCCGCAGUUCUAGCCAAGUUCCCUUUUAAUGUAUGGAGCAGGCUAAGUUGAACUCGCUCUCAGAAUAACACAGAAGUAAAACGCAGCUGCUGCUUUAAGUGGCACUGUGUGAUAAUAGGACUCUGCUGUUUACUGGAACUCAAGUGCCUGGACUGGUACACGCACAAGCAGUAUAUGAAAUCUGAAAACAUGAGGAUAAAGGAGAUUUCUUUACGGCAAGAUCCUGAUCUACGAAAGGAAUUGGCAUUGCUAGCUCGGGGAUGUGAUUUUGUUCUGCCUUCCAGAUUCAAGAAGAGACUCAAAGCUUUCCAGCAAGUCCAGGUUUGUUUACCAUUAUGAGUUUGACUGGACUGUGUGUGUGUAAUAUUUUGAGGGACUGGGGGGGGGGGGGAUGUUCAUGCUGUUUGAGUGGAGACUAGCCAGAUAUGCCUUGAACUUUGAAAAGCCCAAGUGGUUUUAUUAGGUUAGUAUAAAAACAAAUACACCUGCGUUUGAAUAUGGCUACUUUGUUCCUGUUAUUGUUGCUACUCGUAUGUAAAAGUGGGGUGUUGAACAAUAUAACUUUCCCCAGCAUAAGUGUUCCUUUUUUAGCCAAUGAAUGUGGAACUGCUCAGUAGAAAAUAAACAAUUAAUAGUCAUUUGCAUACUUAUCUAUCCUGGCCAUCUUGCAUAAUGAAAUUCAUUUUUAAAGUUCAUGUCCAGCAUCCUGUUAUAAAUGUUAUCCAGUUCGUGUUAUAAAUAAGUGAAUGUCAACUUACUAUCGCAACUUACUAUGAUUUUCUGCUGUAUAGUAUUGUAACCUGAUCAGGAGAAAAUACUGAUCUUAGUUGCUUAUAAUCAGAUAUAAUACAUUGAUGACGACCAUGCAUUUUAAUGUUUAAUCUUUUCACCCUGCCUUUCACCACCCUGACAAAGCUGUAUUUAGUUGAUGCGAGCAUCUUCAAAAUUGCAUAGUUAGACAGAAAAGUGAAAUCUUUUCCUCAAAGCUGGGAAUCUAAUAACUAUCUUGCUUUCAACUGGAGUGCAGCUUGACACUGGAAGCUAAAUUGCUAAAGUCAACUUUUAUCUUAUUCACAUCUCUCCCCCCCCCCCCUUCUGCACUUUCAGAAGUUUUCAGUUUUUGAUGUUUUAUUGUGUUUUUAAUAUUUUGUUGGGAGCUCCCCAGAUGGGCAGCAUAAUAAUAAUAAUAAUAAUAAUAAUAAUGCCUCAUUUCCUCACACAGGCAUCAGUGGAAAUGUUAAUCUGCUGAAUACUAUUCUUCCCAACUUACUUACCAAGUUGGAGUAAAAAGUGAUGCAUGUGUGCAGGCAUGCAAGUAGGGUGGCAAAAUCCCCAACAACCUAGCCUUCCUGCUGCAGCAUUUUAUACGUAUAUGGGUAGACCCAGGGGUGUUGUUAGUAAGUGGCCCAGAGGGCUGAAGCUAUGAAACGUUUGCACUGGGCCUGGAUCUUCUGUGUCUCCCCCUUUGUCAAAGCUUUGUUUAUAGGGCAUUCUGGACAAGUUAAGAUAGGUAGUUGGGGAGUGCUGGUGUUGCACUUUCUGGCUUGCCUAGCCAUCCUGUAAGCAAAGGAGAAGAGGGGGGAGGCAAGCCCUUCCCACUUGUGCUCAGUAAGCUACAAGGUGUGGGGAGGGGAGUGACUAUGGAGUGGGGAGGACAGCACACUGAAUGGUGGGGGAUAGUAACCAGGAAGUUUAUUGGGUGAACAUGAGCCAAUAAUUUUCUUGUAGUCUGUUGUCUGUCAUCACCAUCCGGAGAAAACUGUUAAUGUGUGUAUUCUUUUUCUUUUUUCUUUUUUACAUCUUGCAUGCAUAAGUGCUCUGCCCAUUUCAGAGAUGGAAACGUGUUUUCUGAAAAGUCUUCUUCAUGCAUAUAUUGUUGAUGAUAAAAUACACAUCAUGUCUGGCUUGACUAACUUACGUGAGGGCUGUUUUCUUGAUUUCCAGCUGUAGCCAAGAUUGUGUCAAUCUAUUAUUGUUGGUUGUCAUGUGUGAGAAAUAAUCGGCUAGUGGCAGGGUAGUUGUAAAUAUAUGCAGUGACUGGAUUGGGUGAGGAAGGAUGUAUAUGUAUGAUAAAGGGACAAGGGGGUCAAGUUACAUGUGGGACAAGACUUGUAGUUUUAAUUAGUAUUGAUAGCAGCAGACCUUGCCAAAGAUUGUGUGGUUGGGACAGAGGGUCCAAUCCACAUUGCAGUGUACUGGGUGCAGAAAAUCCUCUCUGCCUCUGUCUACCCCCACUCCUAGCAUACACCAAACUAUGAUGUGACAGCAGGAGCCACCUCAAAUUUGCAUCUACACAUAAAAGCUAGUGUGCAAAUUCAUUUAUUGAGCCUUUGCUCUGAGUCUCUUAGGAGACUAGCAACACUUCUUGAUGGGGCAAAUAAUGUUUAUAGAAAUAAGCGAGCUGUGGUAUUCAGUGCUGAAUGAUUGUUCUUCAAGGUGCAAUAGUGGAUUUCCACAGCCUGCUUCCAUUCUGGAUCCUUAGCUACUGACAACAGGUAGAUUUUGGCAGCAAAAGUUUACAAAUUUUAUGCAAGAGACACAAUAUUGUGGGAUUUUUUUUUUACUAGUUUCUUUCACCUUCAUGAAAAGAGGAAGAGAGGAAAAUCACAUCAUUCUGUGGGCCUUUCCUGGUUUUUUUAAAAUAUGCGAGUGUUACUCAUUGAUUACUUGAGAACUAACUUUUUGUUCUGAUGAAGUAGCAUUUCCACGACAUUCAGAUUUCAGUAGCAUGUUUCUGGAAAUAUGCUAGGAGUACAUUCAGCUGCUGUUAUUUAAUGGAAAGUGUUUUUAGGAUAUGGCUUAAUCCAGUACAUGGGUCCAUCGACCAGAACCUCAGUGCAGUUGCUUACCUUCAGUUUCUGGAGUGAUAGUGUAGAUUAAGUCAGGCAUGGAGUGAAUUCUUGCUGUGGGAGGAGUCCAUCCAGUAGGACCCACCAUCCGUGAGUGUCCUCCCUGCAGUCUCUGAUUAAGAAUUUGCAGGACAAUCAGCUUAUUUUCUUUUCUUUUCUUUUCUUUCUUUCUUUCUUUCUUUCUCCCCCCCUUUUUUUAAGAGUGUGAAGGAAGUUUCCUUUUAAAAGAAGUCCAGUGUUCCUCUGUUAGGAAACAUUUUUGAAUCUGUUUACUGCACCAUUGAGCUAUUUUGUGCUUCAUAUAUUUUAAGGUGAAAGAGAAAGAGGUGUGUGUAUGUAGCAUAUAUAUGUCAUGUGGCCUUGUGUAUAUAUAAUUAUAUAUAUGCAUGAGGCAGAGAGUGAGAUGCUCCUACCCCUUUUUUCCUCUGAAGUCACAGCUUGAAAUGUGCAAAGAGGCAAUCGAACACUUGUAGCUUGACAUUCCCUCCCACUUGUGGCUUUGGGUUGCCCUGUGCUGGAAUGCUGGCCUCUCUUAUGAGGUCACCUUCAUACCCCAGAUUCUGAUCACUAGAUGUAAAAAUAGCCCAUUUUCAGGUUUUGCUUGGGCGUAUGUGUGUUGCAACCACAAACUCUUAAUAUAAAUAUAGACCUGCAAGCUCAUAAUAUAUUGGGCAACUGUCCCUUCUGCUGUUGUAAGAACCUCCUCUAUUAAAUACAAAGAUGUAGUCAAGAAAUAUUUCUGACAUUAGGAGGUAACAUGUUAUUGAGUUGCAGGGUCUCAAAACCUUUUUAUUUAACUUUUUAAAAAAAAAACAAAAAAACCACCAUUAUAUUUGUCUUUCAUAUAAUAACUAUUGAUCUAAUGUCAGUGAACAUUUAUUUGCCUGUGGGUUGUUGUUUUUUCAAAUUUCUGAAUGAAAAGGCUAUUUUUCACUGGAAAUUAAUUACUGUAUAUUGUUUCUGCAUCUUCUAGCGACUCUUCCCUCAUCUAUGCUAUUUCGACUUGCUCCCUGGGUCAGGAGCUGAUAAACUCCAGACUUGUGGGGAUUUACUUCAUUUUUUGCUAGUACCAUGAGGCCGUUCAGUCAGAUAUUGGUGCAAAAAUUGGCUCAGAAGGGCAGACAUAGAAUUAAAGAACAGAGUGCCUCUGAACAUAUGCUUGGACCAGGAAUUUGUUUGCAUUCCCAAAACUGAGGUCACUGAGUUUCCCCCUACUUUGUUUCAAGCAAUACAUACUUUUAAGGGUUUUUUUGUUAAACACUUGAAAUCAGAACACUUGCCCACUGUACUACACAUCACCAGAAAUCUGUCAUUGAUCCUGCUCUAUCUUCUUUCUGCCCUUGUCUAGACCAUUAACUUUAAUUACUGGGCUGGACUAAGUGGGUAGUUGCACUACAAGCAUUGCCAUUACUUUAUUAAUCUUUUCUGGAAUUGUUUUUAAGCUGGACUCCUACAUUUGUUUACCUGGAAGCAAGCCAUGUUGAACUCAGUAGGAGGACUUCUGAGUAGCCAUGUGUAGGAUUGUGCUGUGUGUGAGAAUCUCUGAAUUACCCGUUGCUUGUGCCAGUAAACUGUGUAGUGUGUGAAGCAUUUCUUAAGUAAAUAGGAUUAUUAUUUACUGUUUACUACAGAACUAGUGUUACGUGGCACCUGUAACCGUGCCAGAUCCACAUUUCGAAGCUGUUACGUGGGCAUAUAUGGGAUAAGGCACUCCUGCAAGUAAACUUGUCCCAAGCUGUUAAGCACUUUAUAUACUAACAGCAAGACCUUGAACCUGGCCCAGUAACAACCAGUGCAGACCUCUGAGUAGAGGUGUCAUUUAAAGUUACAUUUUGUUUUUUAAAUGUGCUUUAACAGACCUGAAGAUUUUCUUAGGAAAGAGCAGAAUGUGUUAUAAUAUAAAGUGCUGUUGCCUGCCAAUACUAUCACAAUGGCUAACAAAGAAUGUGUGAGGAGCACUGUUUGGCAUUGUACUCUUGCAUGCCUUCCUGUAAGACUGCAGAGCUCUUUUUUCUAACUCAAAUCAUGUAUCUAAGUCUUCAGAUUCAUGCUGGAGUACAUUCACUUGAAUCAGUAGUAUACCUUUCUCUCCCCUCCACACCUGAGUAAUAACUGGUCAGAAAACAAGUUUCUCUCUCUGUGGGGGCUGUUGUGAAGAAACAAUUGUUUAGAUGUGUGCAGGCUGAAUCUUGCUGCUAUCAGAGCUCAUAAAUAAUUGAAGGAAAUUUUUUGUUGAAACCUCACAGUAUUUUCUGCUGUGGACAUUUAAAACAAAGAACAUCUACAAUGUUAUCCCUUGGCAAAAGAGUAGUGUACAAUAUUGUGAAGUUCUUGAGACCAAAUCUAAACUUGAUUCAAGACUGAGUGUCCUAAUAAUAAUCUGUUUUUGAUAUAAUGUUGCUCCAAGCCUAUGCAAUAGAAGUUGCGUGUUAUGCAGCUCAUAAGUAUACAUGGUCUAUUUUUUAGCAUUUUUUGUAUUUAUUGAUUUGUUUGUUUGGUUGUUUAUUAAAUUGGUUUAGUGUCCUUCAUCCGAUGAUCACAGGGUGGUUGGCAACAUAAAAAUACAAAAUGAGAACACAAAAUACAUAAUAAAACAAAAGCACAUCAAUAACCCCCCUCCUACAAACACAUUUAAAGAGCCAUAGAAAGUUUAUCAGCCAAAGGCCUCGUUAUAGAGAAACGUAUAUGUAAUGAAGGCUCCAGGUGAGCCUCCCUGAGGAGAGCAUUCAGCAAACGGGGAGCCUCCUCCAAAAACGCCCAAUCUUGUGAUGCCACACUCUGGACCUCUCAUGAAGGAGGCACAUGAAGGAGGGCCUCAGAUUAUGAUUGUAGGGUCCAGGUCAGUUCAUAUAGGGAGAGGUGGUCCUGGGCCAUUUAAGGCUUUAUAGGUCAAAACCAACACUUUGACCUUUAUAGGGCAAAACCAACACUGCAGCCAGUGCAGCUGGGCCAGGAUCCAUGUAAUAUGCUCAAACCUUCUUGCCCCAGUAAGCAACUUGCCUGUUGAAUUCUGCACCAACUGAAGUUUCCAAACCGUCUUCAGAGGCAACCCUACUUAUAACACGUUGCUGUAAACUAAGCUAGAGGUUACCGGAGCAUAGACAGUUAGGCUAUACCUUUCCAGAUAGGGGCACAGCUGGGCCACUAGCCGAAGCUAAUGGAAGGCACUCUGCAUCCCUGAGGCCACCUGAGCCUCAAGCGACAGUUAAGGAUCCAGAUGUGCUCCCAAGCGGCAUACCCACUCCUUCAGCGGUAGUAUGACCUGAACAAAAGCAGGCACCCUCCUAGGGAACUGCUCAUUAACAGUGGCUCAGUCUUCUCUGGAUAACCCAACACAUCAGUUUCCUGUAGAUGUUAAACAGCAUAGUGGAUAAAAUUGAACCCUGAGGAGCCUCGCAUUGAAGGCUGCACAGGCCCACAGAUCAUUCUCCAAGCAUUAUUCUCUGGAAACAACCAUCCAAGUAGGACUGGAACCACCACAAAGCAGUGCCACCUAACUCAGACAGCCACUCCAGAAGGAUACCACAGUAUCGAAAGCCACUGAGAGGAUGAGAAAUAGACAUAUUAUCCCCGACUCUCUUCCAACAGAGAGGGCAACUAAAGCAGUUUAUGUUUCAAACCGGGCCUAAACCCCUAUUGAAAUGGAUCUAGAACAUAAUUUUCCUCCAAGAGCACCUGGAUCUGGUCCAUGACCACCUGCUCAAUAAUGUUGUCCAAGAAGGGGAGCUUGGCAACUGACUGAUAGUUACUUAAGAUUUUCCAAAUGCAGGGAGGAUUGGUUUCUUGAGGAUUGGUUUUAUUGCUGCCUCCUUCAAGCAGGUAGGGACCACCGCCUCACAAGGAGGCAUUAAUCACCUCCCUAGUCCAGAGUGUGGCCUGCCACAAAUGUUGGGCCAGUGACGUUAGGGGCCAGAGCCAGUCACCUCGGCAUGGAUGUUGAAGUCCUCCAGACCCAGCAGUCUGGGAGUCCUCAACACUGUCUAUGAGACUAGCUUUGUCACCUCAGGCAGGGAGACUGCUAGGCAGCGAGGUGGCUGGUAAACCAGCAGAAUGCCUAAUCUAUCCCAGUUGCUCAAUGCCAGGAACACAUUACUUUCAUUCUGCUCUUGCCAUAUACCAUAUACCAAAGCAAUCUUUCAUUGUGCAUGCCUGUGCACCCCUUUUGGUCAUCAUUUCUCUGCAUCUUUGGAGUAAAAAUGGGUCAACAUAUAUCAUCUACUUCAAACUCUAAAAGGUGUUUACUGAAGGGCUUACUAUCUGCUGAUGGCAAUGUUUGUGUUUCCUCAAACAGCUGGUGGUCGUGUUUAGCUGUCACAAGCCUAACAUGUAAAGAGCAAAGCACUUUUGUAAAGAAGGGAAUGCUAAAUAUAAUCAACAUUUCCCAAAUCUAAAGGCUUAACAUGUUACACUCUGCUGUCCUCCAUUUGGCUGCAGUAGAAAAUAAUUAGUGCUUACAAGCUUAAAUUGUAUGGUGUGUUAGUGCUGCUUUUUGUUGUCAUGAAGUUUCUUAUAGUGAGCUGUUUUGCAAACUUCAGUUUUCAUUUCUUAGCUGAAACUUUUUUGUGCCAUUUGGUGUGUAUACACUAAUUUAGCAGUAUGUAUACCAAUAUUAUGUGGCAAGAGAGUUUAAACCCUGCAAUCUGUAUAAUUUAUGGCCCUAUUAGUCAUAGGGUAGGGAAUUUGCUAUGAAGAGCAUUGAAGCUCUGAUCCUUCGCCAUUGGAAAUACAGUUGUCCUCCCCCACCCGAGCACAAGAUAAAGCGCCCACAUAUUUCUGAGCCUGCCUUGGCAUCCAUCCAGCAAGGCUUCAAACUGUAAAAAAAAUCAAACUGGAGCUUUCAGAGUGCAGAAUUAUUCAGCCAAUAACAAAUUCCAGUACUCUUCUUCAGCAAUGUAAUCCAUAGCACUCUGCCUAUGCUUGGCUGUUUCGGACAUUUUUACAGAGCUGUUUAGGUAUGGUCAGUGUUAGAAACUGCGAUAUGAAAGCUAGGUGCUAAAUGGCAUCUUAAACCAAAGUUAUAGGCACAACAACAGAAUGUCUAGGCACACUUUUUUAAUAACAAGAAUACAAAGCUGAAAAUGAACUGCAGCUAAAAUAUUAUGUUCAUUUUUCACAUGGUCUAGUCCUUCCCCUGCCCACCCCUGUAAUAUUCUUAAAAGGGUCUCUUCUUCAGUCUUCAUGGAGUAGCUGGAAGUGGGGAGGCAGAAAAAGUUCUUCCUUUCCUUCCACUCUGCAGUUUUAAUCUGAAAUCUUAGGUGCAGUUCUUUCUCGGUCUCUCAGUGGCUUUCAAUACCACUGGGCCAACUGUAUUACAGCAGUUCCAUUCCUACCAGUGAGAAUCCAGAGAGUAAAAAAAAAAGAAGAAUCCAGAGAGUACCAUUGUGGAAGUGCUGUUUGGCCUUCUGGUACUUUUAAUAUAAUAUUCCACAGGGCAUUAUUUUGUGUCCAUUGCUAUUUAACAUAUGUUCCUACAGAACACCUGACUCAGGAGUUGCUGUGUAAGCCCUGGGCCAGUGCCUGAAUGUAGUGGUGGACUGAAUGAAGAUCAGUAAACUGAAUUUGAAUCCAGAGAAGAAAGAGGUUCUUUAGGUAGAUGGUUUUAUGCCAGAAGAUAGGCCAGUUGCCUGUUUUGGACUGGGUUGUACUUCCUCUGAAGGAGCACAUAUGUGGCUACUUCAAGAUGCAUCUUUAAAGACCUGAAUGACCUCUGUGACUACUAGUGCCUUUUGUCUAGUAUGCUGGCUACAGACAUAUCUAGAUCGGGGUAGUCUGAGCACUGUAGUCUACGCAUGGUACUCUCAAGACUGCUGCAAUACAAGGUUGCCCCAUGAGUCUGAACCAGAAGUUCCAGCUAAACGGUUGAUGAGGGCAUACGGCCAACAAACCUUUGCUAAAACAUCUGCACCAUAUACAACUGGGCCAGGCUCAAGGUUCUCAUAUUAAUAUUCAAAGCCCUGAACAAAUUAGGUCCAUGAUAUCUUAAGGACCUCCUGAGCCCUUAUAUGAUAUCCCAGCUGAGUCACCGUAUCACACAGAGGAGCACUGUUGAUUGCUUCAGAAGCCCAAAUGGCUUCAACUAGAAAUAGGACACUUAGUGUUGCUGGCUCCAUGCUGAUUCUUCAGGCAUAACUUUUUCAAGAAGAACCAGCCAUUUUUACCAUUGUUUGUAUUGUUUUAUGGUACGUGUUUUAUUGUGCUUGCAUAUUCUGUUGUGUAUUUCCUUGAUACCUUAUUUGAGAUGUGGUGAUCUAUAAUAUUUGUUUAUAAGUAAAGCUAACUUUUCAGAACAGUAUGCAAUUCUAUUUUAUAGUACAAUCAUAUGUAUGUCUAUUCAGAAGCUCCCAGGUGCGUAUAAGAUUGCAGCCUGGGUGGGUGUAGCAUUUCUCAGUUUUAUUCCAUCUGUUGUUCCUUUUGCUGUAUGCUGCCAUAUUUCCAGACAGCAAUAUGAAUAAAAGCUAAAUCCUUGUUUACCAAAAGCAACUUUUUAUCAAGUUGAUCAUUAAAAACUGCUAUUGCUCUUUUUUAUUUUGACUAAUAGUCACAUCUAUACAUACGUUGAAAUGCGAUUUCUUCCCCUCUUUAAAGUGAGCCUUUUUAAAAAAAAAAAAAAAAAGCUGCCCCCUCAUUUCUUCCAAGGAUGCAGUAUCACUUUCCACCCCUUGUUCCCCAUUUGAAUUUGGAAAAGAACUUGCUAAACAACUGGAAAUUAUAGUGUAGUCUUGACACAUUUAGCAAAACUGUUCAUUAUUUGCUAGUGAUUACUUGGUAACGUGGGUUCCAAUAAUAGAUUAACCUUUGAGCAACUGCAGAUGUUUUGUUACCCAUUUCCAAAAGCGUGAGAGGAGGCUACAAGGCAAAAGGCAGUUUUUUCUAUCACAGAUUUAAAGAAUAGUGACUUUCAUUGUUAGGCUUCAGAAAAAUCUCUCAUUUCCUUCCCACCCCCAGUUUAAGGGUUAUUCCUAUAUUACCAUCCAAAUAUUAUAGUAGUAGGCUUGUUAAGUGUACAUUUCAAGACUUGGAGACAAAACUGUCAAGAUGCCUAUUUUAAUUUAUGUCUUAAAGUUUAAAUUUUCCUUUUUCUAUAGGUUCAGUCAAAGAAAGAAGAACCUUUGACACCAUCUCUGAGCCAAACCAUUCCAACAUUUUAUUUUCCUCAAGGAUGUCCGAAAGAAAAAGUGAACAUAGAUAGUGUUAUUACUAAGAUAGAGAAAACUUUUGCUCAGUUUCCAAAUGAGAGAGCAACAUUAGAAGAUAUGGGUAAAGUUGCAAAGGUGAGCCCAAUAGGUUUCUCUUCUUCUUGCCCAGAAGGAUAUGAAGUUCAUGAAGAACAUCAAAUAUACUGAAGUGUGUGCAGUGCAAUUCUAGGUGUGUCCAUAGGGCUGCAUCCUUAGUAUAUUAUUUGGGAAGGAGAAAAUAAUUUUUAGGUGGGACCUACCUCUGACCAUAAUGGUGGAGUAACUGCCACUUAUCAGUAGGGGGACGGAUGAGGCAGCAGGAUGGUUGGCAUUGUGUGGGUGCAUUGGUGGAGGUGGUACUCCUCACCAACCGCUCCUGUGCUAUACUGAUAUAGGCUCUCACCUCCAGGAAGUGGCUUGCAUGCCACUAGCAGCAUGUGAGAAUAUGGCCUGAAUCACAAAGACCUGCAAAAUAUGUGGUAGCAGUUUCUUUCUUGCAUGGUGCAUUUUAAUGUAUUUUUAAUCUUUAUUGGAAGCCGCCCAGAGUGCCUGGGGAAGCAAAUAAUAAAUUAUUAUUAUUAUUAUUAUUAUUAUUAUUCACCAGGUUGAACUGUAAAUGGCUGAGCACAGUUAGGCUUUGUGUCAUCAGUGUAGUCAUAGAAUUGACCUAAACAUAUUGUGCCUUAAGGAUCUCUCCAGCGAGUUAAGGUUCGCUGACAGUCUGUAUAAGUCAUUUAUGCAAUAGAGAGGCUGACAAUAACAGAUUUUCCUAUGGAAAGAGUUGUACAGUGGUACCUCUGGUUACGAACUUUAUUUGUUCCGGAGGUCCGUUCUUAAGCUGAAAGCAUUCUUAUCAUGAGGUGCACUUUCGCUAAUUGGGCCUCCGGCAUGCAAUUUCCAUUCGCAUCCUGGGGCAAAGUUCACAACCAGGAGCAGCUACUUCCGGGUUAGCAGAGCUCGUAACCUGAAGCGUUCGUAACCAGAGGUACCACUGUAUUUAAAGAGAAGUAAAGGAAAAAGUGAUAGGAUUCAGUCCAGCAAGACCUUGCAUGCUACAGGUGGCGUUUUUGCCAGAAACAUCCCUUUAACGAGCCUAAGGUUUCGACUUAAAUUUGAAAUAAGUAUAAAUACGGUUGUAUGGCAUCUAGGGCAGUAUAGCAUUUCACUCAAUAAGUUAAACAAUGUACUUUGAUGCUUACAAUAGUGCAAUAAAAAUGAAAGUUACUUUCCUUUUUCCAAAAUGUUGGCAUUCUAAUAGGCCUGACAGUUAGUUCUAAAAGAAUAAUCCUCAAAUUUGCUUCUGAUUAACUCUAGGCUUGUGAAUGUCCUCUAUAUUGGAAAGGUCCACUAUUUUUUUGUGCUGGAGGAGAACGAACGGGAUUUGUGUCGGUUCAUAAAUUUGUUGCAAUGUGGCGGAAGUAAGUAUGAUUUAUUUAGCAAGGCCAUUUCAUCAAGCUUUAAAUAGCUUAACUGAAUAACUUUCCUAGAAAAAAAACCAGCAUUAGAAUAAGGAACAUGGCAAGAGUUUUAAAAUAUUUAUUGUCCUCUUCCCCCAUCCCAAAAAUGUAUAUUUGGAUUUGGUGUAAAACAACCAUGCCAUUUCAAAGUGAAGUUUUUAAAAAAGAGAAGGAAAAAUAAGAUGCUUGAAAAAGUUCAUAAAUAAAGGCAUUGCUGGGUUUGAACAGUAACUCUUUUAAGCCUGCUAGAUUCCUGACAUUUGAUGGACGCAUAUAUGGAAAUUUAAGAAAUUUAGGGUUAUUAUUAUUAAUAGUUAUUUCAGGCAUUGCAAUAGAAUGACAUAUAUAAAACAGUUAUGCGUGUAAAAACAAUUGCCCAGUGCUUUUUUCCUUUAAAAAAUGUUUAGGAGUACUCUCGUUUUGACUCAAGAAAAUCACCAUUUUAUAGUUCAAAUUGGGGAAAAUAAAUACAGUAAAUGGACAAAAGUACAAAGAUUCACAAAAUGUUUAGGGGUAUGUCCUUCCAGAAAUAAAGCACUACAAUAUAUAUAUCAGAUUGAAACCACAGUGCAUAUAUAAAAUCUAUCCAGAUCCAGGGCAGGGACCAUCUAGAAUAAUAUUUUAAAAGGCUUGUGAAAAGAGAAAUAUAUUUAGCAGGCACCAAAAAGCCAAUAGAGGAUGCCCUUCUCUGAUAUGCAAAGGAUAAGGACCACCACAGGAAAGGCUUGAUUUAAACAUUGUGCGGAAUAGACCUCCUGAUAGGAUGCUAUCUGUAAGAUGUCCUUGUGCAGAGUGCAGUGAUUGGUUGGUUAUGUAGGAGAUGAUUGGAGCAUGUGUGGCUCACCUGGGGCCCUCCAGGUGUUGUAGGACUAUCAGUCCUAGCCAGUAUUGCCAGUGGUCAGGAAUGAUGUGUAUUGUAGUCCAGCAGUAUCCGAGGGAUCACAGUUUAGCCACCUCUAGAUCAGAGAUUUCAUUAAUUCCUAUGCAUACAUUUUGAGCAGAUCUCCUGCUGGGGAAAAACAGGUUGCAUUACAAAGAAAUCCAGUGCAACAGUUGCACUAGCAGAAGCUUGUUGUGCAGCAGAUGAUUCUUGCUCAAUCUGUUGCACAAUUAUCUCCAAGGGAAUGUGUGUUUCCCCCUACACAACAGCUGAUUGUUCUUGUGCAACGUUCUUUGGUAAUGUACUUUUGCUUUCCUUUGUGCAACCAUGUUCCACCAGCACAAGUAUAUCGCUAAGUGGCUUUAACUUAGUACAGUCGUACCUAGUUUGUCGAACGGAAUCCGUUCUGGAAACGUACUUCUGAAAACAUACGACAACCAAGGCGCGGCUUCCAAUUAGCUGCAGGAGUUUCCUGCACUCAGUUGGAAGCCGUGUUGGACGUUCGGCUUCCAAAGAACGUUCGCAAACUGGAACACUCACUUCCGGGUUUGUGGUGUUCGGGAGCCAAAACAUUUGAGUCGCAAGGCGUUCAAGAUCCAAAGUAUGACUGUACUACAUUGCAAACAACUCACAGGGCAUUUAACUUAAUAUACAUGUGCACAUUAGACUACUUAUACAUUUCAGGAUUCUACAGACUUGCCAUGAUGCUGCCUCCAAGUUUGUGCAUCUUCUCAAGAGCCCUGGAUGUAACUAUUUGGUACAAGAAGACUUCAUUCCAUUUUUACAAGUAAAUUUCACUUUCUUGCUUGCUAUUUUUAUGUCCUGAACCCUUUAAAAGACUUUAGUUUACUUUCCAUUCUUUUUUAAAGAAAUAAACAUGACUAGCCCUUAUUUGCUAACUCAAUGACACAAAAGCUGACAGAUCAAAAAGCUCAAGCCAUUCCUAGGCUGCCUGAUUACUAGAACAUGGUGAAAAUGAAUCAGUGCUAGUCUUCUCACCCAAAGUUGAUAUGAAGUCCAUUCUGCCUCCAUAGCCCUCUGAAGCCUUUCUAUUCCUUUUCUAGCUCGCAUUCAGAUUACAUAUGUGCAUUCACCCAGCUCCCUACUCUGAAUCCAUGCUUGUCUUCCCUCCUCCUCCAAACUGUUUUCCUCCAUUACUACUUUCUCUUUGGAGAAGAACCCUUUUCCCAAAUAACUGGAAUUUUGCAUAUUAUUUCUAAAAUUAGAAUUCUAUUUUUCUUCCUAAAAAUGAAACCUACUUUUCAAAUAAGUUAAGACAUUGUGCUUAAGUACCAACAACAUGCUUCUAACCUUUGUGCUUCUUUCUUAGGAUGUGGUCAAUAGUCAUCCCAGUCUAGUCUUCCUAAAAGAAGCAUCAGAAUUUCAUUCUCGGUAUAUUACAACAGUAAGUGACUUGUAUAUAAAGCUUGUUUUUCCUUGGGGCCAAUCCAGAACGAUUUGAGCAUAUAACACCAAUCAUGGCACAACUGCACUGGCUGCCAAUUAGUUUCUGGGCUCAAUUCAAAGGGCUUGUGUUGACCUAUAAAGCCUUACAUGGCUCAGGACCUCAAUACCUUAAGGGCUGCCUCUCCCCAUACAAACCAACCCAGAUCCUGCGCUUGUCAUCUGAGGCUCUUUUCUAUGCCCACCUCCCUCCCAGAGAGUUUUGAGGGGUGGUAACAAAAGAAUGGGCCUUUUCUGUGGUGGCUCCUUGAUUGUGGAGUGGCUAGCCUUUCACCAUCAUUACAUGUAUUUAGAUACCAGGCAAAAACAUUCCUCUUUAUCCAGGCCUAUGGCUAUUAAAUAAUUUAAAUAAGUGAAAGUGUGGGGGAGUAGACUGUUGUUAUAAUAUUAUCAUUCCGCCAGCACAAGCAUUUCUGCUCGCCAGUCAAAACGAUAUCCCUUCCCCUGCUUUUCUGCGAGUUCUUCUGAUCCCUCAGAGCCGACAAGGGGUGUGUGUGUGUGUGGAUAGCAGGGUAAAGCUCCAUUAAAUUAGUGAAACUAUUUGAAUUGAGUAACAUGAGUCUGCCACCAUCACAUAUAAUACUAUUACUACUACCACUUCCAUUUAUAUACCACACUUUAUCAAAAGCUCUCAGGGCGGUAUACGGCAUUAGAAACACAUUACAAAACAUCAAUGAUCAAAAUGUAAUAAAAAUAUAGUAAAAAGCAUACUGACAGAACAGCCUAAUAGUAAAAUAAUAAUUAGUGCAACAUUGAAUUCCAUCAAAUAUCCCACUGAAAGUUUUCUCAGCUUUGUUUAGGUAAGUACAAGUCUUUUAAAGCUUGUAGAAUGUAGAAAGCAGGGAUUUGGAGAAGGAUAAAGCACAGUGGCUAUAGAUUAAACCCAAAAGAUCUGUCAAGGUUUUGAGCAAGUUAAAUUGAAUGAGUGUUUGUAUCAUACUUAAGUACUCAGACUAUUUGAAUGAAUGCAGUUGGUGCAUCAUUCAUGCUUUAUUUUUAUGUUUCAGGUAAUACAAAGGAUAUUUUAUACAGUAAACAGAUCCUGGUCAGGAAGGAUCACUUGUAACGAACUCAGAAAAAGCAGUUUUUUACAGGUAUGAUCUGUGUAGUUUUGUGAAUAACAACAUAAGCCUUUAUAUGUUAACUGUUCAAAUAGAGGGCACUGAAAUCAAUGAGCGCCAGAUGGCUUAGAGCAGUGUUUCCCAAAGUGGGCGAUACUGCUUCCUUGGAGGGUGCUGGAACUAUCCAGUGGGGCACUAGCAGCCUCAGGUGCAAUUGUGGGGAGGGGGCAAUGGAAGCAUAAAGAACAUUUUGAAAAACCGUUCAUACAUGUUUCAUCUGUUGUGUAAUGACGCUAACUGCCAGGUUGGGCUCUGUUGCAGAACAGCAACAAUUCCUCCCCUAGACCCAGCAGUUGAGCUGGAGGCGAGGGGUUUUCCUGGGCUUGGGUGAACCCUUUUUGGCUUCACCCAGGAAGUGGAUUGCAGCUUGACUGCCUAUUUAUAUAGAUACAGUGGUGCCUCGCAAGACGAAAAGAAUCCGUUCCGCGAGUCUCUUCAUCUUGCGGGUUUUUUCGUCUUGCGAAGCAAGCCCAUUAGCGGUUUAGUGCUACAGUAUUAGCGGCUUAGCGGGCUUAGCGGAUCAGCUGAUAAGCGGCUUAGCGAUCAGCUGUUAAGCGGCUUAAGGAUCAGCUGAUAAGCGGCUUAAGGAUCAGCUGAUAAGCGGCUUAGCGAUCAGCUGUUAAGCGGCUUAGCCGAUCAGCUGAUAAGCGGUUUAGCGGCUUGGGAAAAAGGGGGGGGGAACCCCGCAGGAACUCGCAAGACAUUUUCGUCUUGCGAAGCAAGCACAUAGGAAAUUCGUUUUGCGAAGCACCUCCAAAACGGAAAACCCUUUCGUCUAGCGGGUUUUCCGUCUUGCGAGGCAUUCGUCUUGCGGGGCACCACUGUACAUAAAAGAAUGCAAAUUUGUCACUGCAUAUUUCUGUUUGUUCAAUCAAAGAAGGUAGAAUUCCAGGGGGAUGCUGAGUAUUUUAUUUUUCUGAAAAGGGGGUAGCAGGCCAAAUAAGUUUGGGAACCACUGGUUUAGAGGGUGAACUGGUUUUUUCCCUGUGGAUCUUAGUUCUGUUCAGGAAAAUUUUUAUUUGCAGUUAGCCAGUAAGGCUUAAUGCUUGCGAUUUGAUAAUGUUCCAGUUGAAUUUUAAGUUGGUUUGUUGAAAGCCUGCUGCAGGAGGCUGUGUCAUAUUUAUUUAAGUAAGAUCAUAUUUUUCAUCAUAGAACUGUUAAGCACAGUUCAGGCAGUAGUUUAAAUCAUGAUUUACACCAUUGCAGAUGAACUUAAGGUUUGCAUGCUUCCUCGAUGCAUAUGGGAGGAGACAAGUGAAAGUUGUUUUCAGUUUUGACUAAACCUCAGUUCCCUGUUAGAUUUAGAACUUUGAGAAGUUGUUGGUAUAGAACUCAGUGGGGCCUAUAAGAUAUUGAAUUCUUCCUACAAGCUGCUAAUACGGUACUUCCUCUCUUUUAUCAAUAGAAUGUGGCAUUAUUGGAAGAGGAAGUAGAUAUUAACCAGCUGACAGAAUACUUUUCAUAUGAGCACUUCUAUGUAAUCUACUGCAAAUUUUGGGAGCUGGAUACAGACCAUGACCUUUAUAUUGAUCCGAAGGAUUUAGCUCGGCAUAGUGACCAUGGUAUGACAAAUGGAACAAUUCAGUUCAUUUUGGAUAGUGCAUGAGAGUACAUUUCUGAGUCUGCAAAGCUGGAAGAUAGCCUAUGCUCUUCUAUGACAGCACAGAAGUUGCCAGCCAGGUGGGGCAGAGCCGCUACACUAGCUUCCCUGCAGAUAGGUGGCUGUUGCUUACUUGGAGGGGAGAGGCCGAUGCAGUGCAAACACACCAGCAGAGCCAUUCUGUUGUUUCUGACAGUGCAUUUGCACCAUGCUGACUUCCCCACUGUGUCUCCUUUUUGGUAAGCAACAGCGACCCACUUGCUGUGAAGCCAGCAUAGUGGCUCUGCCCCCACUUUACAAACUGCUUCUGUGAAAGUAUCCAUAUUUGUAGCAAACCAAUCCUUAAUCUUUGAUCAUGGUUCAUUCCAUUAAAUUUUCAAAUACGUAAAAUAAUAGUCUGUAGACCUGGAUGUUACAUGUGUAAAAACUCUGUGUAUUUUCGCAUAUCUGAGGAACAUUCCUGUAGACUGGGAGCCAGCUUCUCCUGCACACACAGUACUCAGAAUCAAUGUGUGCUUUCUUAUGCCACUUCUGUGUGAUGCUUGCUGUAUGACUCUUCUUAGUGUUUACAGUAUCUAUAGUGUUAAUAAUUUCCUUUUUGCUGCUGUAUUGGAGAUUUUGCUGAAGUCCACACGGAAUGAGAAAUAUUUGAAAGAUGAACUAUAGGGUUUCAUCUGCUUUAAACUUUUUCUACUGAGGAACUAGUUAUAAAAAGGCAGUCUGCGGUAGUAAAAUACAACUAUAUUUUAUUGGUUGGCUGGCACCAGUGCAGAACAUUUGUGUUAGUUUAAUGAUGAUGCACUCUUCUGAGGAUGCGUGCAUGAAUGUCCUGAGGACAAUUACCAAUACACAGUCAAGAGCUAUGAUCAAAGAGGUUUGGGGCUAUAUACCUUUUACACUGUCAUAUGUCAUUUUAUCUGUACUGCUAAGCAUCCAGAUUGGCUAACAGAACUAACACGUCCGUUGUGCCGAUUAUCCCUUCUAGACUCACAAUGAACUUGAAAUUAAAAUUUAACUGGAUUUAUGUUUCUUUUAUAAGAAGUUUUAAUUAGACACACCUGAGAAGGGGCUGGAAUUUUGAACAGAACCAUGUCUGUUCAGUGGGCCAGUUCAUAUGCUCAGCAUUCUUACCUGCCAUGAGAAUCCCUUACAUCACGAGCAGUGUUCUUGCCACGCAUAUAUAUAUAGUAUGUGAUACACAUGUAGGCCUGAGGGAUGCAGUUUCCUCUCCGCCAAGAGAGACACACUCUCCCAUGGGCAAACUGGGCAUACUGACAUCACACUUCCUUUACCUAAAAGAUGUCCAAAGAGGAUCUCUGCUGGGUGGGUAUUGAUCGUUAGGCCAGAGUCCUUAGAUGUUGAUUCCUUGGUGAACUAAGACUUCAUUUGCUGGAGAGGGGAGGAAAAUUGUUCAGUGAAGCCAGAGUAUGAAUGUGUUCCAGAAGAAAUGUAAGAUGUUUUUCAAAAAUUCAGGUUGGCAAUUGUCCAGGUAGAAGCAGGCACAUGUGUUCAGUUGCAGGCAUUUAAAUAGCAUUUGUAAAUAUAAGACUCCCAGGCCUUAUAUUUUAACUAAUUUUAAUACUGGGUUUUUAUAAUCUUGUAUCCUGUCCUGCGACCUUAUAGUGAAGAACAGAUAAUAAAUCUAAUGAAUAAUAAAUAAGACAAGGACUGAAGUAUUUCUAAUAAAGUGCUUAUGCACAAUCUCUGAAACAUUUAAAAUGUAUGAUUUAACUUUAACAUAUUGACUGUAACCAUUUUGCUCUUUCACAGCUAUAUCUAAUCGGAUGAUAGAGAGGAUUUUCUCAGGAGCUGUAACAAGGUGUCUCUUUUUUACUUAUUAAAUUUAAAUUUAACCAUCAUGCUUCAAGAUUAGUUGGCAAAGUACAUGGACAGCUGAAUUCUGAUAAAUAUGAAACCUAUUUCCAAGAUUCAAUAUUUACCUUAAUAUUGAUUAUUCUAAAUGCUGCAUUUUUAAAAAGAUUGACAAACUGUAGGUUAAUUUAUAAAUUCUUUUCCAUAUAUUAAAAGUACAAUUUGACUAUAAAGAAAACAAUCAACAACUGCAUUUUCAUGACUGACAGCGACAGUUGUGUUUUAGAGUACUAAUACACAUAUGAAAACGGUUUUUAAUACCUUCUCUUCUCCCUUUGCUUUAAUCACCUGAAUCUCAAAGAGGCAAGAAAGCACAGAAAGAAGGAAAAAUAAGUUAUGCAGAUUUUGUAUGGUUUUUAAUAUCGGAAGAGGAUAAAAAGACUGCAACCAGGUAAGAAUAAAUAGCUGUUAGGAGUAUAAUUGCAGGCCUUUUAUACAAGAUCAUGGGGUCAGGUGACUUGUGCUGCUACCAAAGUUCGAUAAUUAAAUUUCAUUUUAUAGAUCUUUCUUACGUUCAGUACUAAUGAAUUAAGAGGUUUGUGUGUUAAGGAGAGGCUGGGUGCCAGCUGCCAGGGGUGCAAUUAUUUCAUACUACAUUGAGCCAGAGGGUUAGGGUAAGAAAUGUUGUUGGCAUUUGUCUGUCUCGAGAGACAAUGGAGUGUGCCUCAGGGGGUGAAGUCAAACCAUUGCAUUAGCAGCACCAAAGUGACUUCCCUAGGGCGCAAGCCUCAGCAGUGCGUUUGGCAGCAGCUUGGCUGCAGGAGUUGCCAGAAAGAGGCACACAAGGCGCCAUCCAACUGUCUUAGGAACUCCAAUCCGGAUUUGUGUAGGGUUUAUUCCUUAGCCAUUUCUUCUUCCGAAGAUAUCCCACAAGGCAGAGGUUUAAGAUCAGUUGUUUUCUUCUCCCAGAUGUUCUACCUUCCCAGCUUGAUGAGCCCCAUCUGCCCCUCACUUCCCUCUGCAGUAUGUGCAGAAAUCACCUUCUUGACCAUUGGAACCACGGUUUUUCUCGUCCACUCAAUUCCCUUCGUAUGCAGGGGAAGUCCCUAACUCACCAAGGGUUUAAGACCCACUGGCUACCCUCACCCGGUUUAGCCAGCGACAGAAGAUGUGAUUUCUGACUAUGUCCCCCUCCAGUAUGCCCCACAAAUCUGUUCUGGAAGAGUUUUUCAGGGACUGGAGUUGCAGGAGCAGAGAGAGAAUUAGAGAGGGUAUUCUGUUAGCAGAUACCUCUAUAUUUGAGCAACUUCACUGAGAAGAACCCACUGGAUUCCACCCAAUGGACUCUUGGCCCAUGACAGUACAACAAAGCAACAAAAUGAAUGGCAUGUGUAAUACUCCAAGCAAUAUUCACAGACAAGCAAUUGCUGCUGAAUACUUUUGGUGUCGUUGGCAGUUUAAAAGUUCAGCAUGUGUUCUCAGCAUUUCACAAAUUCUCAGCCAUUUGCAAAAGGUCCUUUGUGUUUUGUAUGUUAUAACAAAGUAUAUAAAAAUAAAUUUGAAAUUGGGUGCUAAAUUGUUUAAUUAUUCUUUGCAGCAUUGAAUACUGGUUUCGCUGUAUGGACCUUGAUGGGGAUGGUGUAUUGUCAAUGUAUGAACUGCAGUACUUUUAUGAAGAGCAAUGUCAAAAACUGGACAAUAUGGCCAUUGAACCACUGCCAUUUGAAGAUUGCCUUUGCCAGAUGCUUGAUCUUGUGAAACCAGAGUCUGAAGGUGAUAGGUUCUUUUCCAUCUUAACAGCCUCUCUGCAGCAAUCUUUUUGCUAACAAGAUAAAAUCAUGUAUGAAGUCUCUUUGGCUAAAUGUUCUGGUUUAGUUAUCACAUUUAGCAGGCAAAAUUCAUCUGAUAAAUUGCAUUAUGACAGGAUUUCAGUUGUAAUUUCCAACCUGAAAAUUGGCAAAAUUAUCAGGUUAUCAGACUGAGUCAAAAGCUUGCUAAAAUAAGAAUUGUCACCCCCCCUCCACCCCCAGAAUUCAUAAUGAGUCUUCAUCCUCUUGGGAAGAUGCUCCAAAGGGACUGUUUUGAUUUUAAUAGUAAUAGGAAACAUUAUUUUUGAGAAGAACUUACUCCACAGAUAUUAAUUGGGGGAUCUCUCAUAUAUUAUCCACAGGGGUUAUUAGUCCUAGUUCAUCAGUAAAAGCAACAUUUAUAAGCCUUUCAGUUUUCCAAAUAAUUCUAUCAUAGCCCGUAACUUAUCAAACGUUUAAAACCUUGUUUCUGAUCCUGUUUCCAGGGAAAAUAACUCUUCAUGACUUAAAGAAGUGCAAGAUGGCAAAUGUAUUUUUCGACACCUUUUUCAACAUUGAGAAAUAUUUAGACCAUGAGCAGAAGGAUCAGUUUUCUAUGUUGAGGGUAAGAACAAUUAGUGUCGCAAGUUGAUGUUCAUAAGCUUAACAGUCUCUUUGAUGAUAAUUUCAUUUAACAUUCUUCAGUAUUAUAAGCAUCAUUGAUCAUACCCCUAGGGCACUGAAAACGAAAACCAAGAACUGUCUGAUUGGGAAAAAUAUGCUGCUGAAGAGUAUGAUGUCCUAGUAGCAGAGGAAGCAGCUAGUGACCAGUGGAAUGAUUGGUGAGUACAGUGUUUAAGGCCUGAUGCUUUUGUUUUAGAGAUGUUGUAAGCCACCCAGAGUGGCUGGGGAAACCCAGCCAGAUGGACGAGGUAUAAGUAAUACAAGAAUUAAUAUUACUAUUAUUUACUACAGUUAUGGAAUAUCUUCUUAAUAUUAGCAAAAUAGAUUGGUUUUAUUACCACAGCUCAGGCUUAGAUAGACCGAAGUGACUAAUUCAGGGAAAGAUAAUUAUUUAAUGAAGAAUUUGCUUCCUGCAACAAAACAGAAACCUGUUCUGGGUAGCAACCAUGGCUUUUCUAGGGGAAGUCCACAUGCAGCCUAGCCCAAGCUUAUUUCCAAAGCCACAUGACAGAGCAAGUAUUUCAAAGCCAUGCCUAAGAAUAUUGGCUGUGUUCGCAUAGAAUGCUGAACCAUGGUUUAGCUGGGGGGGGGGCUCUGCGUAUGUUGUUAAAAUCCAUCUCCCAUCAUUCCUUUCUCUUGGACAUGCUGGCGUGGCCAGAUGAGAAGUUGAUGCCAACACCUGGAGCGCCACGGGUUCCCCAUUUCAGAUUUAGUGAUAUGUGGAUGAGGGCUGGGCUUAUAUGCUGCUCUCUCCUCCCAUGGAGCCAAGAGCAGUUCUCCUGAGUUUUGUUUUGCUUUAAGAGAAACCCAGUGUUGCCUAUGAACUGGGGAUUAUGGUUGACAAGGAACAAUCCAGCUGCAAGCUAUGACUUACAAAGCUGACUUGUUUAACUGAGGCUUGCUUAUUUUUAAACUAUGUUCCCCUGUGUGCAUAAUGCUAACUGAGGAUCUCUGAAAGUGAAAAUCAAGUUCAUAGAAAUCUUCCUCUUGGCAGCAUGAAAGGAGAGAAGGGGAGCAUAUGAGAUUGAUGCUUUGUUUGGGCUCACAGAGGCUUAUCCAACACUAAGCCAGAGUUUGUGUGCAAACAGGGCUACUGGCUGGUUAUAUGUAAAACAGUAAUUGCCGUAUAUACUUGAGUAUAAGCCAACCCGAAUAUAAGCUGAGGCACCUAAUUUUACCACAAAAAAACUGGGAUAACUUAUUGACGAGUAUAAGCCUAGGGUGGGAAAUGCCAACAGUGGCAAAGGCGGAGGAAGGAGCAGCCUGAAAGGGCUGCUUUCGGGCUGCUCGUUCCUUUUCCUUCUCCUCCGCCAACAGCCUCUGCCGCUCGCAAGGGCAGGCACAGGAGCCGCACUUGGCAGAGCAGAGGCAGCAAACAGUAAGUGGGACCCUCACUUGAGUAUAAGCCAUGGGGAGCUUUUUCAGCAUAAAAAAUGUGCUGAAAAAGUUGGCUUAUAGACAAGUAUAUAUGGUAAGUAACAACACUGAUGAGCAGUUACCGUAACUAACCUAAAAUCCAUUGAGUAUGGUACAUAGCUAUCACCAAAAAUGUAGCAGCUGGGAGCAUAAUGCAAUAAAGUACAAGGUAUGUCCAUAAAUAUGUACUUUCUUCGUUAAUUCCUAUGUUGCUUUCCUAGUUAUGAAGCGGAAUUGAACCCUGGAGAUCAUCAGAAGACCAACGUGCUGAAAUAUCAGAUGGAAAAAAGGCCUUUCUUUGAUAUGCCUUCCCAUUUGGCAGACGUUGACUUAGAUGAGUAUGACUAUGAAGAUGAUUUUGAAUGAAUUAUUUGUAUAAAAAUAAGGACCGUCUGCAGCAGGUCUGCUAAACCUAUGUAGGGCUUAGUUUCCAGAAAAAGUAAACUUAGUUCUUUGUGCUGCAAAGUUAAUAUUUUAAUCAUUUUGGAUGAUAGUUAUUGUUAGUCACACUCAAAGUAGAUAUUGUAGACCCAUUGAAAUGAAUGGUCUUAUACAUGAAGGUCAAAGGGCUUACUUUGAGUAUGAUUAAAAUUUAUAUCACCCUUAGAUACCUUGAAAAAAAAAGUUGCUUUUUAUGGAAUUACUUUUUUGUAUUUAUUCAUUAGAUUGUUGCCUGUAAAAUAGAGUUAAUUUAUUUAUAGAUAGGUUAUAUUACCUUUAUGGAAUUACAACGUACCUUCCCCCCUCCUCUAAAAAAAAAAAGAGUAGAAUUCUUCCUAGUUUUCAUUUAUAGCGAUAAUGAUCUCCCAGCAGAAAUCUAAUAACUUUGCCAGAGUUCAAAGAGAAAAUGUCACAGCUGUGCGUGAAGGUCAAAGCAUCACUGGACAUGCGCAUGCAGCAAAAUGUGGUCUUGCCCUGAAAACUAACACACACACACACUGUGUUCCUUUUAGGCCUUCAACUUAAACCCCCACCGCCACCCAUUGCAAGAAUGGUUUUUUUCGCUCACACUCGACUGCAGUGGAUGUUGUAUUCUGUGUCAAAGGAACCAAUUUUUAAACCUUAUGUAAGUUUUACUUGAUCUGUGAUGUGCACUAACCUUGUUAUGGGCAUUUAGUGUGUUUCCUCAAUGGUUAGCUAAUGACACAUUCCAUGAGUAUUCAUACCAAUGGUGUCAGAGCAGCUGAACAGUUUGAUGCUUCCCUUGAGAAGUGAUGGCUUUUCUGGACAAGCUAGAAGUUGCUACGCCAGUUUUUUAAAAGCAUAAGGUUUGUAGUGCCUUAAUUAUCUCAACGUUCACACAAGGAACUAAAUAUUGUGUUCCAGGAAGAUUCUUGCUGUUUUUCAUGUAAAACAAAAACAGGUGUAAGCUAUUUUGUUUGCAGUGCAGAUCUGUUUAAAGCAUUUAAAUAUGUUAUUUUCAAAUAAAGUUUUUUUCAUAUAUGU